Messenger RNA from Musa acuminata AAA Group (dessert banana), 747 nucleotides. RefSeq names its product putative disease resistance protein RGA3. Gene Ontology annotation, biological process: defense response to fungus. The coding region runs from base 1 to 747 and encodes 248 amino acids. Gene Ontology annotation, molecular function: ADP binding. The record is from RefSeq and is a predicted model, not a curated record. NCBI's taxonomy places the organism in Eukaryota, Viridiplantae, Streptophyta, Magnoliopsida, Zingiberales, Musaceae. The transcript is spliced from 2 exons.
AUGGCAAUGAUCCUGGAUUCAUUUGUUUCAAGAUGCAUUGAACAAGUGACGGGUUUUGUUGAGGGAGAGAUAUGCAAAGUGCUGGGCGUGAAGAAGGAGAUCAAGACGCUGCAGGAGAAGCUGGAGAUGAUCAAAUGUUACCUCGAAAGUGCAGAGCGGAAAAGCCGUGGGGAUCCCGGCAUCGAGGCCUGGGUGAGGAAGCUGAAAGACAUCAUGUACGAUGCCGACGACAUCAUCGAUCUGUGCAUGAUGGAAGGUGGCAAACUGUUGGAGGCUCGGGGAUCAGCAUCGGCUUCGGGGGUAAGCUUCGUUUUCAGCUUUGUUUCUUCUUGCUUUCGGUGUACCAAACAACGCCAUGAGAUUGCGGGUAAAAUCGAAGCCAUUAAUGGUAGACUGAAACAAAUAGCUGAGGAAGCUUCCAUCCUUAGUAAUCUACAGUCUUCUGGUAGUCACCAACCCCAACCCGAAAAACCAACUCUACUUGAGACGACUUCCUUGGAAGUCGAGGAGGACAUCGUAGGGGGACAAAUCGAAGUAGAUGCCGAUACUCUAAUCAAUGCCAUGCUAGAGGACACCAAACAAAAAUGUCGUAUUUUUGGGAUUGUUGGAAUGGGCGGAAUCGGGAAGUCCACUCUGGCACACAACAGCCUAAAUGCAAGGAAGAAACUGAGCCUAAUGUUUGCAUCUGAUCAGGUGGAUGUUUCAUUCAAAAGUACACCAGAAACCUGCUUGAAUAAUUUCAGAUAG